AUGUUAUCCGAUUUCGCCAAAGAAAAGGUGUUCUGGACACGUAAAAUGAAUUUGAGAUUAGUCAAGUUUAUCGAAAGCCGGCCUAAUAUAUGGAAUCCCAAACACCCGAAAUAUACUUCCGUAGCAUACAGAGAUCGUACUUAUGCUGAAUUUGCAGCAAAAUACGGGAACGAAUUCACAGGGCAAGCUGUUAAGGAGAGAUGGACAAAUAUAAGAUCGACCUUUUCUAAUUACUUAAGAAAAACAAAAGCCAGCCAAGCAAAGGACACUGAGGAAUAUCAAGUGAAUUGGCAUUUAUGGAACGCCUGUCAAUUUCUACUGAGAGUCAAUAAAAGUGUUAAACAAGAAAAUGAGGAGAUACAUCAUGAAAAUACUGAGGAACAAAGUACGAUUCCUGAUGACAGUGAAGAAGACAAUUCAGAUGCUGAUAUAACAAACAGUUCAAAUUUAUGUAAAUCCCUUGCUGAAAGUCUAGUCUCGGCUUUUAAAGGUAUCAAGAAUGAUGCUUUCGGCGUAAACAAUACAAAGAAUGAUAGAAUUGGCAGAUUGGUUACUAAGAAAUUGAACCAGAUGUCUUCUUUAGAUGCUGCUGAGCUAUCUAUGAGAAUAAUGGAGGUUCUAUGGCGUUAUGAUGCUAACAAUCCUUUGAAUCCUAAUAAUUUGAAAACUGAAUCUAUUUAA
Danaus chrysippus (African queen) is the source of this 681-nucleotide messenger RNA. Lineage: Eukaryota; Metazoa; Arthropoda; Insecta; Lepidoptera; Nymphalidae. The record is from the annotation of a GenBank genome assembly.